Messenger RNA from Chlorocebus sabaeus (green monkey), 5165 nucleotides. RefSeq names its product insulin like growth factor 1 receptor (gene IGF1R). Gene Ontology annotation, biological process: regulation of JNK cascade; positive regulation of kinase activity; positive regulation of phosphatidylinositol 3-kinase/protein kinase B signal transduction. Gene Ontology annotation, molecular function: phosphatidylinositol 3-kinase binding; insulin receptor substrate binding; ATP binding. The record is from RefSeq and is a predicted model, not a curated record. Gene Ontology annotation, cellular component: plasma membrane; axon; insulin receptor complex. NCBI's taxonomy places the organism in Eukaryota, Metazoa, Chordata, Mammalia, Primates, Cercopithecidae.
GGCGGCGAGCGGAGCCCGGAGGAGGAGGAGGAGGGGGAGCCGCUCAUUCAUUUGACUCCGGGUUUCUGCCCCUCGCUGGCCUCGCCUGCGACCCGGACUUGGGGCGAUCUUGCGAACUGCGUCGCGCCCUCCCGCGGCGGAGGCUCGGGCGUCCGGCCACCUCCCGCGCGGCCAGGGCCGGGCUUGUUUUUCCUCGCCGUGGCAGAUUUGGGCUUUGCCCCCUUUCUUUGCAGUUUUUCCCCCUUCCUGCCUCUCCGGGUUUGAAAAUGGAGGCCGACGACGCCGACAGCCCGCCCCGGCGCGCCUCGAGUUGCCGACUCCGCCGAGCCCUGGGCCGCUGCUGCCGGCGCUGAGGGGCCGCCCCGCGCCGCCCGCCCCGUCCGCGCACCCGGAGGGCCCCGGCGGCACCGCCUUCGGAGUAUUGUUUCCUUCGUCCUUGUUUUUGGAGGGGGAGCGAAGACUGAGUUUGAGACUUGUUUCCUUUCCUUUCUUUUUUUUUUCUUUUUCUUUUCUUUUCUUUUUUUUUUUUUUUUUUGAGAAAGGGGAAUUUCGUCCCAAAUAAAAGGAAUGAAGUCUGGCUCUGGAGAAGGGUCCCCGACCUCGCUGUGGGGGCUCCUGUUUCUCUCCGCCGCGCUCUCGCUCUGGCCGACGAGUGGAGAAAUCUGUGGGCCGGGCAUCGACAUCCGCAACGACUAUCAGCAGCUGAAGCGCCUGGAGAACUGCACAGUGAUCGAGGGCUACCUCCACAUCCUGCUCAUCUCCAAGGCCGAGGACUACCGUAGCUACCGCUUCCCCAAGCUCACGGUCAUCACCGAGUACUUGCUGUUGUUCCGAGUGGCUGGCCUAGAGAGCCUCGGAGACCUGUUCCCCAACCUCACGGUAAUCCGCGGCUGGAAACUCUUCUACAACUACGCCCUGGUCAUCUUUGAGAUGACCAAUCUCAAGGAUAUUGGGCUUUACAACCUGAGGAACAUUACUCGGGGGGCCAUCAGGAUUGAGAAAAAUGCUGACCUCUGUUACCUCUCCACUGUGGACUGGUCCCUGAUCCUGGAUGCAGUGUCCAAUAACUACAUUGUGGGGAAUAAGCCCCCAAAGGAAUGUGGGGACCUGUGUCCGGGGACCAUGGAGGAGAAGCCGAUGUGCGAGAAGACCACCAUCAACAAUGAGUACAACUACCGCUGCUGGACCACAAACCGCUGCCAGAAAAUGUGCCCGAGUGCCUGUGGGAAGAGGGCAUGCACCGAGAACAACGAGUGCUGCCACCCCGAGUGCCUGGGCAGCUGCAGCGCACCUGACAACGACACGGCCUGUGUAGCUUGCCGCCACUACUACUACGCCGGUGUCUGCGUGCCUGCCUGCCCGCCCAACACCUACAGGUUUGAGGGCUGGCGCUGUGUGGACCGUGACUUCUGCGCCAACAUCCUCAGCGCCGAGAGCAGCGACUCCGAGGGUUUUGUGAUCCACGACGGCGAGUGCAUGCAGGAGUGCCCCUCAGGCUUCAUCCGCAACGGCAGCCAGAGCAUGUACUGCAUCCCUUGUGAAGGUCCUUGCCCCAAGGUCUGUGAGGAAGAAAAGAAAACAAAGACCAUUGAUUCUGUUACUUCUGCUCAAAUGCUCCAAGGAUGCACCAUCUUCAAGGGCAAUUUGCUCAUUAACAUCCGACGGGGGAAUAACAUUGCUUCAGAACUGGAGAACUUCAUGGGGCUCAUCGAGGUGGUGACGGGCUACGUGAAGAUCCGCCAUUCCCAUGCCUUGGUCUCCUUGUCCUUCCUAAAAAACCUUCGCCUCAUCUUAGGAGAGGAGCAGCUAGAAGGGAAUUACUCCUUCUACGUCCUCGACAACCAGAACUUGCAGCAACUAUGGGACUGGGACCACCGCAACCUGACCAUCAAAGCAGGGAAAAUGUACUUUGCUUUCAAUCCCAAAUUGUGUGUUUCGGAAAUUUACCGCAUGGAGGAAGUGACGGGGACUAAAGGGCGCCAAAGCAAAGGGGACAUAAACACCAGGAACAACGGGGAGAGAGCCUCCUGUGAAAGUGACGUCCUGCAUUUCACCUCCACCACCACGUGGAAGAAUCGCAUCAUCAUAACCUGGCACCGGUACCGGCCCCCUGACUACAGGGAUCUCAUCAGCUUCACCGUUUACUACAAGGAAGCACCUUUUAAGAAUGUCACGGAGUAUGAUGGGCAGGAUGCCUGCGGCUCCAACAGCUGGAACAUGGUGGACGUGGACCUCCCGCCCAACAAGGACGUGGAGCCCGGCAUCUUACUGCAUGGGCUGAAGCCCUGGACUCAGUACGCCGUUUACGUCAAGGCUGUGACCCUCACCAUGGUGGAGAACGACCAUAUCCGUGGGGCCAAGAGUGAGAUCUUGUACAUUCGCACCAAUGCUUCAGUUCCUUCCAUUCCCUUGGACGUUCUUUCAGCAUCGAACUCCUCUUCGCAGUUAAUCGUGAAGUGGAACCCUCCCUCUCUGCCCAACGGCAACCUGAGUUACUACAUUGUGCGCUGGCAGCGGCAGCCUCAGGACGGCUACCUUUACCGGCACAAUUACUGCUCCAAAGACAAAAUCCCCAUCAGGAAGUAUGCCGACGGCACCAUUGACAUUGAGGAGGUCACAGAGAACCCGAAGACUGAGGUGUGUGGUGGAGAGAAAGGGCCUUGCUGCGCCUGCCCCAAAACUGAAGCUGAGAAGCAGGCCGAGAAGGAGGAGGCUGAGUACCGCAAAGUCUUUGAGAAUUUCCUGCACAACUCCAUCUUUGUGCCCAGACCGGAAAGGAAGCGGAGAGAUGUCAUGCAAGUGGCCAACACCACCAUGUCCAGCCGAAGCAGGAACACCACGGCGGCAGACACCUACAACAUCACAGAUCUGGAAGAGCUAGAGACAGAGUACCCUUUCUUUGAGAGCAGAGUGGAUAAUAAGGAGAGAACUGUCAUUUCUAACCUUCGGCCUUUCACAUUGUACCGCAUUGAUAUCCACAGCUGCAACCACGAGGCUGAGAAACUGGGCUGCAGCGCCUCCAACUUUGUCUUUGCAAGGACUAUGCCUGCAGAAGGAGCAGAUGACAUUCCUGGGCCAGUGACCUGGGAGCCAAGGCCUGAAAACUCCAUCUUUUUAAAGUGGCCAGAACCUGAGAAUCCCAAUGGAUUGAUUCUAAUGUAUGAAAUAAAAUACGGAUCACAAGUUGAGGAUCAGCGAGAAUGUGUGUCCAGACAGGAAUACAGGAAGUAUGGAGGGGCCAAGCUAAACCGGCUAAACCCGGGGAACUACACAGCCCGGAUUCAGGCUACAUCUCUCUCUGGGAAUGGGUCGUGGACAGAUCCUGUGUUCUUCUAUGUCCAGGCCAAAACAGGAUAUGAAAACUUCAUCCAUCUGAUCAUCGCUUUGCCCGUCGCUGUCCUGUUGAUCGUGGGAGGGUUGGUGAUUAUGCUGUACGUCUUCCAUAGAAAGAGAAAUAACAGCAGGCUGGGGAAUGGAGUGCUGUACGCGUCUGUGAACCCGGAGUACUUCAGCGCUGCGGAUGUGUACGUUCCUGAUGAGUGGGAGGUGGCUCGGGAGAAGAUCACCAUGAGCCGGGAACUUGGGCAGGGGUCGUUUGGGAUGGUCUAUGAAGGAGUUGCCAAGGGUGUGGUGAAAGACGAACCUGAAACCAGAGUGGCCAUUAAAACAGUGAACGAGGCCGCGAGCAUGCGUGAAAGGAUCGAGUUUCUCAACGAGGCUUCUGUGAUGAAGGAGUUCAAUUGUCACCAUGUGGUGCGGUUGCUGGGUGUGGUGUCCCAGGGCCAGCCAACGCUGGUCAUCAUGGAACUAAUGACGCGGGGCGAUCUCAAAAGUUAUCUCCGGUCUCUGAGGCCAGAAAUGGAGAAUAAUCCAGUCCUAGCACCUCCAAGCCUAAGCAAGAUGAUUCAGAUGGCUGGAGAGAUUGCAGACGGCAUGGCAUACCUCAACGCCAACAAGUUCGUCCACAGAGACCUUGCUGCCCGGAAUUGCAUGGUAGCCGAGGAUUUCACAGUCAAAAUUGGAGAUUUUGGGAUGACGCGAGAUAUCUAUGAGACUGACUAUUACCGGAAAGGAGGGAAAGGGCUGUUGCCCGUGCGCUGGAUGUCUCCCGAGUCCCUCAAGGAUGGAGUCUUCACCACUUACUCGGACGUCUGGUCCUUCGGGGUUGUCCUCUGGGAGAUCGCCACACUGGCCGAGCAGCCCUACCAGGGCUUGUCCAACGAGCAAGUCCUUCGCUUCGUCAUGGAGGGCGGCCUUCUGGACAAGCCAGACAACUGCCCCGACAUGCUGUUUGAAUUGAUGCGCAUGUGCUGGCAGUACAACCCCAAGAUGAGGCCUUCCUUCCUGGAGAUCAUCAGCAGCAUCAAAGACGAGAUGGAGCCUGGCUUCCGGGAGGUCUCCUUCUACUACAGUGAGGAGAACAAGCUGCCCGAGCCGGAGGAGCUGGACCUGGAGCCAGAGAACAUGGAGAGCGUCCCCCUGGACCCCUCGGCCUCCUCGUCCUCCCUGCCACUGCCCGACAGACACUCAGGACACAAGGCCGAGAACGGCCCCGGCCCUGGAGUGCUGGUGCUCCGCGCCAGCUUCGAUGAGAGACAGCCUUACGCACACAUGAACGGUGGCCGCAAGAACGAGCGGGCCUUGCCGCUGCCCCAGUCUUCGACCUGCUGAUCCUUGGAUCCUGAAUCUGUGCAAACAGUAACGUGUGUGCACGCUCAGCGGGGUGGGGGGAGAGAGAAAGUUUUAACAAUCUAUUCACAAGCCUCCUGUACCUCAGUGGAUCUUCAGAACUGCCAUUGCUGCCCGCGGGAGACAGCUUCUCUGCAGUAAACACAUUUGGGAUGUUCCUUUUUUCAAUAUGCAAGCAGCUUUUUAUUCCCUACCCAAACCCUUAACUGACAUGGGCCUUUAAGAACCUUAAUGACAACACUUAAUAGCAACAGAGCACUUGAGAACCAGUCUCCUUACUCUGUCCCUGUCCUUCCUCAUCCUCUCUCUCUCUCCCUCCCUUUCUCUCACUCUCUGUCACUUUUCUCUUUCUCUCUGCUUCAUAAUGGAAAAAUAAUUGCCGUAAGUCCAGCUGGGAAGCCCUUUUUUAUCAGUUUGAGGAAGUGGCUGUCCCUGUGACCCCAUCCAACCCCUGUACACACCCGCCCGACACCGUA